This is a messenger RNA of Penaeus chinensis, 5207 nucleotides long. RefSeq names its product protein FAM102A-like. The coding region runs from base 456 to 1976 and encodes 506 amino acids. The transcript has 9 exons. The record is from RefSeq and is a predicted model, not a curated record. NCBI's taxonomy places the organism in Eukaryota, Metazoa, Arthropoda, Malacostraca, Decapoda, Penaeidae.
UUUGCUUCUGUGUCAGUUUGGCAGUGGGAAGGGUGGAGUGAACACGUGUUUGUCUUUUGCCUGAGUAUUUCGAAGAGAACGUGCUACCGUAACCAAAGAUUAUCAGACGAGUUCUCCCGCGGACACGAAAAUGGGCACCAGGCUCCCCUCUCCCCGCGGCGACGGAUCGCUCCGAUGCCACGCGCUCGAAACGAAAUGAAUUGUGAUCGAUAAGCCUCCCGCGUUUUUAUUUUUAAUAAGUCUGUUGUUAAUAAGGUUGUUGUUAAGCUAAAUCCCGCGCGAGAUGGCCCCGGAAAAUUCAGAAAGGCCGAGUGAGGACCAGGCGUGAGAGCAACGUGUCCAGGUGUGACUCGGGAAAGGCCACCGCGCGCUGCUUAACGGGGAAAGAAAGAAAAAAUAAAUAAGAAUAAAAAAGAGAGAGAGCGAGAGAGGGCGGGUCGUUCAUAUAUCUUUGCAUGUGUGAGAGUGCAGGCCUACCCAACAAAAUGAACGGCCUCAUGGUCCGCAAGAAGAAGUACCGCUUCCAGGUGGAUGUGCGGGUGGAGGAGCUGCAGCACGUGCCCUUCGUCAACCAGGUGCUGUUCGCCAAGGUGCGCCUGCUCGACGGGGGCUUCACCGACCACUCCACCAGGCUGAUGGUGCAGGAGCACGCGGUCCGCUGGGACGCGCACUUCAACUUCACGUGCAAGAUGACCGCCAACGCCUCGACGGGGGAGCUGGACUCGUGCGUGUGCAGGGUCUCCGUCAGACAGGAAGUUCGCGGCGGCAAGUCCUUCCAGAAGCUCGGCUACGCCGACGUGAACCUGGCGGAGUUUGCGGGGUCGGGCGGGUCGCAGAGGUACCUGUUGGAGGCCUACGACUCCAAGCACCGUCUCCACAACUCCAUGCUGAAGGUCACCGUGGACAUGACGCUGCUGUCCGGCGACCCCUGCUUCAAGGCCCAGCCGUCCCGAGGCACGCGGUACCAGCCCCCCAACGACGUGGGCGCCGAGGAAGUGCCCCCGAGUAGGCCCACGUCGGGCUCACUCGCCUCCCUCACCUCUUCGGGCUACGACUCGCUCACCAAGAAGGUCAAAGAGGUGUUCGGCGAGAGCGAGGAGGGCGAGGGCUGGGGGGCCGAGGUGCCAGGCCACUCCCGCAACUCCUCCAACACCAGCCAUGGCUCCCACGCCUCGGGCUAUGCUUCUAUCAACUCCCAGUCAGAUAAGUCAGGACAUAUCAGGCCAAGCAGUUUCCGUGUGUAUGCUCCUAGUGGUGCUAGCAUGUCAGACCACGUGUACACUCACCCCUUCCACUACCCACACCCAAAGGGCCUGCCUCCUUCUAAGCCCACCGCUCAGUUUCACUUGCGCCCUUCCGACUCUAAUUCCUUGUGCGAGACUCCUCCUUCAAAACAGUCUCGGCCGAGCUUGUACCUGUACGGGGAGCUCUCCACUAUUCUGGGAGGGUCAACUCCGUCGCUGGUGUCGCUGUCAUCAUCUGGCACCCGUGGUGGCUCCGUGUCAAGUAGCAUAAGCCCAGACCUGACAGACAGUCCUCAGACCUUAGUACAAUCACCACAGCAUCAUGCAUGGCCCUUGAGUGCCUUACAUACAACACUGUCAGCACUUGCAUUGCAUAGUGAGACUUCUAGUUUGCAUGCUUCCACUGACUCCUCUGUUGAAACCAGGAGUGGCAGCGCAGGUUCAGGGGGCAUAAGUGAUGGCGGCUCCUUGGAACGCGCAACUACAGGCCGAACCAAAAAUACAGGAACAGAGGCUAAUAAGGAAUCAAGAGUAGAUGCCACGAGAGUUGACACCAACGAUAUAAUCAAUCAAGUGUUCCAAGUGACAAAGAUUGAGGAGCUGAAGCCUGAUGACUCUGCCGAAACUUCUGGCCUUCAGCUCUACAUCGGGCGCGAUGGAACUGCAGCUUUAGGAGGUCUAAGUCUGAAGUCAGGAGGAGAGUACAAGCCUGUGGUGUUUGACAAGAGAUAGCAUCAACCUCAGUGAGGCAACCUCCACCUCUGUCUAGUAUCUUGGGCAUCAAUUCUGAAACCACAGAGAGAAAAAGAAAAAUUCACUUUAUCAUACUAGUCUUCACAUACACCCCCACUGGGAUAGGGGGAGGGAGGGUGGGAGGGGGAUAGGGAGGGAAGGGAACAGUGGGGUAGGGAACAGUGGGGUAGGGAGAAGAAGGGAGGGAGGGAAGCAGAGGGGUAGAGGAAGGAAACAAGGGGAAAGUUGCAUGUUUAUCAUUGCAUGGACUAUAGAAAGGUGCACAGGUUGUGGUUUCAGAAUUGGCUUUUCAGUUUAAAGCUGCCAAGUGGGGAGAAUUAAUAGCAAAGAUGCUUCCAGAAACUUAUUAAUAUGGUGUAACUGUUACCUCUCUUAGAAAGUAUGGAGGAUACAGUUUUAGAAAGUAUUGAAAAAGUGACAAAAAGUAAAAAACAAAAAAAAAAAACAAAAAAAAAAAACCUAACCCUAAUUUUUCAUGGAAAUUUUAGAUUUCUUUUAGAUACGAUAGCUCAACGCCUGUGAUCCAUCGGAACAAGUGCAAGGUUACAGCAAUUCUUUCCCAAAAUGUUUCCCAGUUGACUUUAAAAAAAGCAUCGCAAAGUUUAUAUAUAAAAUGAGUAUCAGUUACAGUUAUUUGAUUAUAUAGUAAAGAAUAAGAAUAUUUUGUUGUUUGUAGAACAUUUUACUGUGUUAAAUGUCUUUAUGUAUUUUCUUAGUCAAUGUACAUAUUAUUUGAUUUUAAUUAUUGAAGAUUAAAAAACAUUUUCCAUUACAUAGCUGAAAAGUACAGGUCAUCCUUGAGAGUCAUUACUGUAAGAAUGAUUAAUUUAAGUUUGAAUGAGUGUUGACUUAUGGAAAGCAUAGCAAAUGACAUUGCCAUUCUUUUAAUCAAAUAUUAAGAACUGACCACUCAGAAACAUCGACUGAAAAAUAGUUCACAACUAUUUACUAACUAUAACGACACUAGUUCUGGACAGUGAGCAUCCAAAUGCAUGGAGGGAAAUAUGUAAUUUGUACUCAGCUUUUAGGAUCAUAUGUUAGGGAAUUAUUAUUCAGUUAAAGCACACUGUCUCAAUUUUCCAUCAGUAACUAAGUUUGGAAGAAAGAGUCCUAUCAAAUCAUCUAUUGUUUGCAUUUAUAUGAACAUAAUUUGGUCUCUUGCUCGAUAGAGAUCAUGUGGCCAGUGUAAAACAGUAUUCCAAUGUUCAUUUCACUUUUGAAUUUACAUAUACUUUCUAUAAAAAUACAUUUCAGCUUUUUAUUUUCAAGAGAUAUAAAUUAUUACUUAUGGUGAAUAGCCUUUUAUUUUAAGAGAGCUUGUGAAAAGAUUUUUCAGAUUCAGUGCUCUGGAAAUUGAGCAUGAUUCAUGAUUUGUAUUCUUGUUCUUACAUGAUGUGUAGCAUUGUACUAUGCAAGAUGGUAUGAAUUUGUACAUGAAAUUCUACUUUUUGCUUGAUCCAAAGAAAUAAUUUGUUCAGUCAGAUAGACAACUGCACAUUCCAAGCAGAGAAUAUUGUUUAGUCAUUUUGAUUGUACUGUGUUUAGUAUUGUUACUGCAUUUAUUUAUAACUUGCAGAUGGAUACUGAUACUAAAGAAGAGCAAGUUAGUUAUGUAUCAUAUUAAAUUUAUGAGUUUUAAUAAGACUUAGAUCUUUAGAUGACUAGAACCUCAAACACUGCUGUAUGAACCAAAAAAAUCAAUAGACAGUUUUUAAGGGCAUAGUCUGAAAGUUGUUUUCUUUUUAAUGAAAAUGGAAAGAAGAAAAAUUGAAAAACAAAACUUGUAUCCUUUCGUGAAAACUCUGGAAAUAAGUGAUAAUAAGUCCUUCAUUUGUGCCAUGGAGUGUGUGAAUCAUGUAAAGUUGAUGUGUAUAGGGUGAAUCGUAUGUUUGUUAUUAUUGAUGAACAAGGCAGAUAGGAAUUUCACUAGGACAUUGACGAUACUAGCCAGAUAUACACUAAAAUUAACAACUCAUUUGGAGCUAUAUUUCUACUUAGGACUAUUCAAGAAUGAUAUUUUAUUGUUGACCUACACUUAUACCAGUCUAUCUGGCCCCCCUUAUGACUAAUAUUCUGUGUAGCUUGUGAACUUGGUCAUCCCUUUUAAACCCUAGUCAAGCACUUAUGCACAGAUGCAUGAUGGUGCUCUGGUGAUAAACAGAAGAAUUGGUUUCCGUUGAGGUCAUACGGAAUGGCGUGCCUUUUUUUCUCUUUUUUAUGUAGACCACGAACAUCGAAUGACAUAGGAAAUGAUUUUAUUAGGGGAAAAAAUGAAAUGGGCUCAAGUUUUCUGAUAUAUAUUAAAAACAAACAAACUAAUGACUGUCUUCUGAAAUGUGUGUAUUGCACAAUAUACUUUUAGAUGUUACCCUUGGCACUGGAGUGAAAUGAAAUUUUUUUUUUUUUAUACAUGGAAUGGGUAAAUCAGACAGGACAUUUUUAUGUGUGAUUCCUGCGUAUGUUUCAAGAUGCCAGCUCUAUUGUACACAAUGUCAGUUCAAACUUCUUGUUGUCAGAAUCAUUAUUUUUUUUUUUUUUUUUUUUUUUUUUUUUUUUUUUUUUUUUUUUUUGUGUGUCUCCAGUUGUUAGGGAUUGAAGGAUCUGUCGUACCUGCUGUCCUGACCUCAAACAAUAAUAAUUGUGGUAGCUCUGGCCCCUUCCUGUACCAUACCCUGCCAUCACUCUAUAUCAACCAUUUGUGUAAUAACACUGGAAAUCCAUUUAAAUAUCAGAGAAAAUUAAGUCUUCAGAAGAGAAGAAAAAGAUGAUUUGUUAUACAAAUAAAUGUUGGUGGAAAGAAUUUUCUUGUGAUUGUUGGAUCACCUCAUAAGUAGGUAACAUAGAACUUGGCUGAAUAAGAUGGUAGUUAUUCAAUACAUGUCUUAUUUUUGUAGGUCCCCUAAUACUCGGUACCAUCUGCCUAGGAAGAUGAUCCUUCUGUUGAUUUCCAAAUCAUAAGGAAGAAAAAGGAAAAAAAAUACCAGCAAAAUGUAUAUUCAUUGUGAAAAAGUUUUCUGUUGAACAUCAGGUAUGGCUGGUAAGACCUCUCUUUACCUGGACCUGUGUUUAGGAGCUUAUGCAAAUACGAGCCCACAUUCCACAAGAUAUGUACCUAUGUUACCAUUCAGAACUUUCUGUGUGUAGUUAUGUUUGUAAUUUACUUUGUAUAUAGUAGAAUAAUAACAAAUUAUUCAAUAAAGUCUGUGAAUA